AGUACGAAGUUCUGUCGUACACAUCCCCAACAUGAAAUCAGCCAUCUAAACGGAACUGAGCCUGCGAGAAGUGAUGGGAAAAUUCCACCCAGGGUUUAUGACUGCGCUUGAGUUUCCAAUGAUUUUCACUGGGAGGGAUGGAGAAAACGUGUGUCUUUAAAAGCCGGCAAUUGAAUUGGCUUGAGCGGAUCACCCCCGAUGUUGUGUAGAACUUUAGCCGAAAAGGGAAAAUCGGAGGAAAUUUUCUGGGAUGCAGACCACCGACGACUAGUCGCUCUCAAGCCUAGUUUUCCCCCCAUAGGAGUUGGGAUGUAGUGAAGUCAAUAAGGAGUUCGUCGUAUUUUUUGUGGAUAACGAUUGUUUGGGACAAGUAAACAAUUCAUCAUCUAAUGUGCUGAAGAGUAAAGGAGUUUAGAGGAUUGGCAUUUAAGCCGACAUUUCACCAUUUGGAGGACUGCCUCGACAACAGUCCUCAUUUUUAAAAAAAGAAAUUAUUACGCUAAGGCGCGCCCGUUGGACAGUUUCCUGAAAAUGCCAAAGAUGAGCAGAGAGCGUAAUGCCAAAGGGGAUGGACGGCUUUGUCAGAUUUUAAAAUGGGCUCUCCUGACGUCUCUUUACAGAGCAGUGGUGGAGUGUCGCAUGGAGGCGGCUCCCAAGUUCUCCUCGGCCCUGCCGACGUACCUGCCCGUCUCCUGCCAGCUCCAGGGUGCCGCCGAGUCGUCCUUCUUCCUGCGCGAGGCCGGCCAGGAGGCGCUGCGCAACGGCAGCCUGCAGACGCGCAGCGAGCCCCUUUACGUCCACCUGCCCGAGGCCGCGGUCACCGGCGCGCCGCUCGCCGUCAACUGCAGCUACGCCAACCUGACAGCCGAGGCGGUCGUGCCCGCCGAGCUGUUCCAGGGCUCGGCCCCCGGGUCGCCGCCGCUGCCGUCGGCCGCCCACGUCACGCCGGCCUGGAAGGUGCGGGCGCACGUGGUGUCGUCGCCGAGGGCGCUGAGCGCUGACCGCCCGCGGCUCCAGGUGCUCUUCUACCUGGCGGGCCGCCGGUGGGACGCGGCGGAAGAGGAGGUGGAGGGGGGAGGGCGGGGUUUGGAGGAGGAGGAGGAGGAGGGGGAGUUCCGGCUGCCCUGCGUGAGACUCUGGGCCCAGCGCGAGGCGGGAGAGGCGCCGGUCGCGGCCCAGUGCCAGCUGGAGGGCGGCCUGGGGAUCUGCGUGGCGGCCCUGGACCUCCCGUCCGGCUGGUUCGCCCCGGCGCAAAGCCCGUCCCGCAGGCGGACCCAGGAGGUGCCGCCGCCAGGCACCGAGCUGUACUACUCAAUCCUGCCCGCGGAGGGCGCCGGUGGACGGGAGUGCCCGGCCCUGCCCAAAGACCAGGGGAGGAGCGUGAACCGCGGGUAUGGAGGUCCGAUCCCCGGUCAGAACGAGGCCCUGCAGAAUGCCCAGCCGCUGGGCCGCGUGGUGCUGGGCGGCGGUGGCAGCGCUGGGGAGAGUAGGCCGAGCGGAGGAGGGCGUCUCCGGCUGGACGAUAACGUGGAGGUGGCGGUGCCGGCGAGUCCGGUCAGGCAGGGCCAGACGGUCGGCUUCCAGAUCAGCAUGAGCACGGCGGCCACAGUCCAGCAGUUCACACUCAGGGCCCUGUAUGGAGAAGGAAUCACUUUCGUCGUGUUGAAGCCUAGCAACCUGGCCUCCUGGGAGAUCAAACAGGAAGUGGUGCCAGGAAGCUCGUCCGUGUCCAUGUUCUGUCAGCGCAAGGCCAGCUCGCUGGGGCAGAGGCUUGAGGGGUCCUUCUACGAGGUCAUGUCCGUCGACUUUGAGAUUGACAACUUUAUCAACCUGAAGUCCACCCAGACUAUCCGAUGGCAAAUUGAGUAUCCAGCCAUGGGCCUGCAGGCAGAGGUCCUCUCCCAUAUCUACAUCAGCCAAAGGGACAUUGGGGGCAUAGUGCCCCUGGCAGAGGACACAGAGAUCCUGAACACUGCCAUUCUGACUGGACAGCGCGUCUCCGUCCCAGUGAAGCUGGUGACCGUGGAGCAGGACGGCACCGUGAGGGAAGUGGACGGCAUGGUGGGCUGUGCGUCCACCGAUGAAGACGUGGUGAAGGUAUCCCCCGGCUGUGAUUCGGUGCUGGUGAAUGGGAAGGAGAUGCGUGGGCGCCAGUCCCUGAUGGUCAACUUCACCUACCUGUACCUGAGCACACAACUGGAGCUGACCGUGUGGGUGCCGCGCCUGCCCCUGCAGAUCGAUGUCUCCGACACCGAGCUGAGUCAGGUUAAAGGCUGGAGGGUGCCCAUCCUCUCCAACAAAAGGCCCACACGGGACAGUGAGGAUGACGAGGACGACGAGAGGAGAGGAAGGGGCUGCGCGCUGCAGUACCAGUACGCCCUGGUGCGGGUGCUGACCCACUUCGUGGCCGAGCCGGCGGACCCGGGCGGGGAGCUGGUGUACAUGCUGGGCGCGGACUGGCAGGCGGACAUCACGGAGAUGGUGCAGGACUACCUCAAGGUGGAGGACCCGCGCAUCGCCCGCCUCAUCGAUGGCCGCGUCCUCAUGGGCAGAGACCUGGGCAUCACAACCAUCCAGGUAAUCUCACCGCUCUCAGACUCCAUCUUGGCCGAAAAGACGGUCACGGUCUUGGACGACAAGGUGACCAUCUCAGAUUUGGGCGUCCAGCUGGUGGCCUCCCUCAGCCUGUCCCUGCUGCCCAACCCUGCGGACGGCCGAGCCAUCUACGUCACCACCACGGCACAGGACCUCCUCCACACACCCAAACAGGAAGCUGUCAUCAGUGCCUGGAUUCAGUACAGCGAUGGCUCUGUGACGCCCCUCAACAUCUACGACCCCCGGGACUUCACCUUGACCGCCACCUCCUUGGACGAGGCUGUAGUCUCCACCUACCAGGAGUCCCCGCAGAAGUGGCCCGUGGUGCAGGCCGAGGGAGAGGGCCAGGGGGCCUUGGUCAAGGUGGAGAUGGUCAUCUCCGAGACGUGCCAGAAGUCCAAGCGCAAGAGUGUGCUGGCGAUGGGCGUGGGCAACGUGCGUGUGAAGUUCGGCCAGAACGACGUGGAGCAGCGAGGCGGCGGCAGGGGAGGUGGGCAGGACGAGGGCGAGGGAGGCCUGGACAACAGCACCAGUGAGCAGAGGAACAAGGGUCAGGGAGAGGAGGGCAAAACGGGCUCCGAGUUCACCAAGUACACCAGUGCCGCAGCUGACCGCGAGGAUGGCGUGGUGAGGAAAGUGAGCACCACAGCCAAGACCGUGGUGACCAAAAAAUCUGCCGGGGCCAAGCAAGGGGGCAGUAGCGGCAGUGGCGGCCAGACCCCCGUGGACUACACCAGCUUCCCCGCUCAGGUGGAGCUCCCCGGGGGUGCGGAGAAUGACCUGACCCAGAGCCCGCGCGGGCUGUCCGACCUGGAGAUCGGCAUGUACGCGCUGCUGGGCGUCUUCUGCCUGGCCAUCCUGGUCUUCCUCAUCAACUGCGUGAGCUUCGCCUUCAAGUACCGCCACAAGCAGCUGCCCGUGCUGGAGCAGGGCAACAUGAACCACGCACACGACUGGGUGUGGCUGGGCAACGAGGCCGACCUCAUGGACCACCACCACCACCACCACGCCAACCACCACGGCCCCCUGCCCCACACGGACGAGUGCACCACCGCCAUCGACCGCAGCGACAGCUGCGAGGAGAGCAAGUACCUGCUGAACGGCAGCGGGACGCUCAAGGGCAGCGUGUCGGCCCACGGCCAGACACUCCCGCGGACUCUCUCCGACACGCGCGGCCCGUGCGUGGGGAAGGACCAGUCGGGCAAGGCCGAGCCGCUGAACAACUCUCCCCGGGCCUCCAAGGGCAAGCGGGUCAAAUUCACGUCCUUCGCCACGGUGCUUCCCGACGAAGGAGGGCCCUACACCAACUCCAUCCUUGUCGGGAACGAAGACGACAUCAAGUGGGUGUGCCAAGACAUGGACUUGGGGCAGUCGGCCGAGAUCAGAACCUACAUGGAGAGGCUACAAGACAAUCUGUGAGAACACAAUGUUGGGGUGGGGAACUGGACUCGACAAAUCUCACCUGUAAUGCCUUUGCGGUUGCUGUUACUUUUUAGUGAAGGACUUUGACGAGGCGACGUCAAGUAGUUUGGAAUGCAAUGCAAGUGACAUUCAUUGAUUGACAUGACAAUGACUGAGCAGGGUGAGGGGUGAAUGGGUGUGUUGAACAGUUGCCCUGGCUGGCUCUGAGAACUUGAACUAAUGCCAGUCGAGGGCGUGGAAAGUAACUAAGUGAAAAUGAACCACUGGAUGGUGAGACCACGUAAAAGCAUACAAGAAUGGUGUACAUUUAUUUGAGCAUAAGAAUUUCGAAGAGCGAGAAUUGAGUUAACUUUUUUUUUUUUUGGUUCAAAAAUUCCAUCAGUUGGUUUUGUUGAGUAAUGUGUUUUCUGACUUUAUCUAGCAUCGCAGACUGUGUGUGUGUGUACCAUCUCAUGCAGUGACCAACACUAAAUGCCUCCAUCAGUUGUAUCCAUUUCUGUGAUCUACAUUGAUGGUUGGCUAUCCCCCACACCUUUGCCACCACCCCCAUUCGAAAAUGUAUGUGCUUUGUGUCACUUGUAGACAUCAUUUAAUCCCAUCCCGAAUCUGACUACAUCAACCCAAAACUAUAACCAUCAUGUAGGCUUUUAACUGCCCAUGUAGGCAAAUAUUUUAGACAUCCCAACAAAGAACAUACCUGUGCCAACCAUGCCCCAGCCAGAAGAAAAAUAUUAGAAAUCCUUUAAUAGCUUAUGAACGUAACAGUGCCGCCCUACCACCCUUUUUUGCAGUGAAUGUUUGAACUGGAGAAAGGAGAAAGAGAUUUUUCGAGCGUCCUUCACAGUGUCCCAUUGUGGCUGACGGAGGCGCUCACUUGCACAAUCGGAGGAAGCUGUGGUGGUCUCUUUCUUCUCCUCCUCCUCCUCACGCUAUUCUCACUAUAGCGCCGCCUGCCCUCCCUUAGUCUGUGUACAGUAUUAGGACGACUGCACAACCAUACCAGUAGCGCAAGGAGCUCCACCCUUCCCUCCUAGGCCUGGAUGAGUUGGAAAAGUUCCACGGUUGGUCUCAAAAGUAGCACUUCAGGAUCUAGAACUAAGGGAAAGAACUGUCUCUGAAGCGAUAGGUGAACAUUAUUCUGUACAGAUAGAUAUUCUUCUACUAACAUAUAUGGUCAGAGUGUGAAUGCUUGUUUUACAUUGUGUUUACAUUGUGUUUUUUCUUUUCUUUUCAAAGGUGUUCAUAAACUUUAUUUGUGAUAUUCCCACAAGUUCAAAGACACAAGGUGUCUGUUUGCUCCAUUAUUGGUUUUGUUUGUCCUGCAGUAUCGCUCCACUCUCUAAUUUAUUUGACAAUUCUUGCAGGUGAGAAGAGGCAAAAAUGACCUCUUGAACAGCUCAGGUGAAAAAAAAAAACAAAUGUAUAAAAGAGAAAUUGAUAGGAUGAAAUCUGAAAAAGUAGAUUGUAAGAAUGCAAUAUUUAUUUGUAAGUGUAACAUGAAAUAGGAUGUAAAUAAAAUCACAAAAAAUCUUCUGAAGAGCAAGACUAGGUCAUGGCCUACAUGGUUAAUUUUGUACAUUUUGCAUAGAAGUGAAACAGAAGGUUUUGCAUUGAUGCACCAUCUUGGAUUAGUUUCCCAAACACUAUACAUGGCUGUGAUCUUCAUAACUGAGAGAGUUGUCUGUGUGAGAUUCUCUUGAGUUAUUCUGUGAUGGCCGUAGACACAGUCAGCACUCUCAUGUUUUUGGGAAACUGAACCUUUUGCUUUUUUUUAAAGGUCCAUUCCUUACCCUUGAUCAUAACAUUCAUGGAAUUUGGGAUUGCACAGGAAUACCGAUACAAGGCCAUCAAGGCUGGGGUCACAUUUUGUUUCUUGUCAGGAUGCUAUAUUGCCACAUAGCUGGACCUGCCACACAAACAAAAAACAUACAGUAUGGGAAGAAAUGGCCACAAGAAGGAUGUCCAGCUCACUUCUCUGGCGCAUUACUACUGUGUGGGGGUGACAGAAAAGAAAGCAAUUUUCUGAGCCAAGGUUUCAGUAGGGGGAAAAUAAUACCACUCCCGUAAAAAAUGUGGGCUGCUGCACUGAUGAGAAUCUGUCAACCACUGAAUGGCUUGUUUAGCCAAGUGGGUGGAACAUUUUUUUGCUUUUUAAAGAAUAAAACUUUAAAAAGGAAUCACAAAGGUUUCAAGGCGACGAGAUUCAACAGGGAUUCAGACGCAGUCAUUCUUAUUCUGUGAUGUACAAAACUAUACAGUCACCGAAGCCUCCUCUCCCAUGAGUAUUCAGUCAACAAUCGUAAAGAGCCAGUGUUCCCUUUUCAAAAUAUAGCAUUCAACUAAUGAGCAUUAUUAUAUGGACUGAUUGUAGCCAUUUUUUGUACUCUUAAGUGCAAGUGUGAGUGUUCUGGGCAGUCAGAGCACUUGGCCUUCUGUGAAUCAUUGUAGUAGAUUCAUUUUUUUGUUAAUUUUUUGGUUUCCUUUUCUUUUUUGUAUUCCAUACCUCUUUUUACAAUAUGAGGAUGUGUACCUGAACAGUAAAGAAUAUGUAUAUAAAACCUUGAAAUGUUCCCCAUA
Messenger RNA from Alosa alosa (allis shad), 6594 nucleotides. Its product is annotated as transmembrane protein 132C. The transcript has 9 exons. The record is from RefSeq and is a predicted model, not a curated record. The coding region runs from base 532 to 4014 and encodes 1160 amino acids. Lineage: Eukaryota; Metazoa; Chordata; Actinopteri; Clupeiformes; Clupeidae.